AUGCUGUCUGUAGAUUUCUCCUUCCUAGCUUUCUGUACCCUAACCCAUCCCACCAAAGCCCUGGACCAGACCUUGACAGCUGUGUCAGCCUGUUAUGAUGCUCUCUCCUACAUCCUGGCUGCUGGAAUCCUCAAUACUAAAGUGAAAUAUUCAAGGCUCUCCAGCACAGAUAAUGGCUACAUUGACCUUCAGUUUAAGAAAAGCCCUCCUGGGAUCCCAUAUAAGGUCAUUAUGCUUGCUACAGCCCUGGUUUGGAUUGGUGCCUUUCUCAUUGCCAUAGGCUCCCUUCUGCUGGUGGGCUAUAUCAGCGAAAGUGGGGAGUGGGGGGAGGGAAAACAGGCUUGUCCAGUCCUGAUCCUUGGCACCCUGGUGCUCCUGCCAGAAUUUUACCACCUGCGCAUGGCCUACUAUGCAUCCAAAGGCUACCAGUGUUACUCCUACAAUGACAUUCCGGAUUUUGAUGAGUAG
This is a messenger RNA of Lynx canadensis (Canada lynx), 468 nucleotides long. RefSeq names its product transmembrane protein 230-like. Gene Ontology annotation, biological process: synaptic vesicle transport. NCBI's taxonomy places the organism in Eukaryota, Metazoa, Chordata, Mammalia, Carnivora, Felidae. The record is from RefSeq and is a predicted model, not a curated record. Gene Ontology annotation, cellular component: synaptic vesicle; endomembrane system.